Molecule: messenger RNA, 5139 nt
Organism: Rosa rugosa (rugosa rose)
Lineage: Eukaryota; Viridiplantae; Streptophyta; Magnoliopsida; Rosales; Rosaceae
Exons: 3
Coding region: 1-5139 (1712 amino acids)
Molecular function (GO): RNA-DNA hybrid ribonuclease activity; nucleic acid binding
Source: RefSeq, a predicted model, not a curated record
AUGCCUCCUCCACCUUCUUCCCCUACCGACCCUGCCGCCGCUACCGUGGCUGGUAAGACACUUCCGACGCCUACACCAACGUUCGCUUCAGUCCUCUCAGCCGCGCAACCACUAGGGUUUGCAAUUGAUGACCUCCCAGCGCCUACAGUUGUGCAUGGGGUUGCCACAGUUCAAAUUUCGGAAGACUCUUUCCAGCGUGGGUUGGAUCGGUGCAAGACAAUUCUCGUCGGGAAACUCCUCUCGCCACCAAAUGGUGUGAUGCCGAAGGCACCUGAGUUAGCGAAGAGGUUGCGUUUGUUCUGGCAUAACGUUCCAAAUUGGAAGGUUGCCCCACUGGGCAAGGGUUUCUUCUUGCUACAAUUUCAAACCCUUGAUGAUAUGCAGCGCAUUUGGUCAUCGGGCUCUGUUAAUUUAAAUCCGGGAAUCUUGAGGUUAAUCAAAUGGUCGCCGUCGUUCUCUCCGGCAACAUACAGGAACACAUUUGCGCAGAUUUGGGUGCGUUUUUGGCACUUAGGGUUUGCCUACUGGGAUCAACAGACACUUUUUGAAAUCGCGCGGGGUGUUGGUACUCCAAUCAAACUGGAUGAGCGGACUGCCAGCAGGUCUUUGGGUCUCUAUGCAAGAGUGUUGGUUGACGUUGAUCUUUCAAAACCUCUUUGUGAGCAAGUUAGGGUUGUGCGCGCACAUGGAGAGUCGGUGAUUGCCUCAGUUGACUAUGAGUCGGUCCCAGUUCUCUGUCAAGCCUGUGGCAUUGUUGGUCACUCUAUCAACAAGUGCAGGAACAAGAAGGAGCCACCGAGCUGUGAUCAAGGCGGUGAAGCUUCUAAUCCGCAGCCCAGCAAAGCUCAUAGCACAGACAGGCCUGAUGGUGAUCCUAUGGCAGAUACAGUGGAGCCGGUUUUGUCUAACACUGAGGUUGGAGCGGCCUCCUCCUCCACUGUUUCGGUUCCUCCGGGUUUUCAUACCAUCAUUGAACAAAUUCCAUGCAAUGUUCCAGCCCUAGCUCAGAGGACUAACGCGCCAUUAAGUGAAGACAUUGAGAUCACUUCAGCUAGUGCUUUCGAUGUCUCUAACCCGGAGGUCGUUUCUGAAAACUUGAUCAAUGGUACGCUGGAGGAAGAGCCUUUUGUUUUAGUUGAUUCUAUUCCGGUGGCUUUCUGGAGAUCCCUUGGUCUCCGUCUCGUAACUACUAACAACAGGGGAGAAUUGGCUCCAAACCUCUGGUUCUUCUGCCAUGAAGCUAUUGGUAUACAGGUCUUGCAUGUGACUGCUCAGCAAAUCACGGUGUCUUGCUCAUUUGAAGGUGUUCAUGGCAUAUAUACAUGUGUCUACGCUAAAACCACUAUGGCUGGGCGCAGACUCCUCUGGUCAGACUUGUGUUAUGUCAGAGCAAACUGGGUUCUUGGGCCUUGGCUGGUCUUUGGUGAUUUCAAUUGUGUUUUUGGUGCUCAUGAAAAACGGGGAGGAAACACACCUUCUGUAAGAUCCUGCCUAGACUUCCAGCAAAUGUGCAACUCUUUUGCUUUGCUUGACAUUCCCACUAAGGGAUUGGCUUUUACGUGGACGAAUCGUCGCACGGAGGUUCGGUUGGAUAGAGCCCUUGGUAACUUAGAGUGGAUUGAUUCUUGGGCGGUUAUGGAGUGUUGCACCCUCACUAGAGCCACCUCAGAUCAUUGCCCUAUUCUCUUAAGAUGUUCGAAGAUCAGGAAUGCCACUAAGACUCCGUUCCGUUUCCAAAGUUACUGGCUACAACAGCCACACUUUCUGUCUCUGGUUAGAGAUUUUUGGGACACGCUGAAUUUUUUUGGGUGUCCUCAGUUUGUACUGGCUUCCAAACUACGGGCAUUGAAGGUGAUGCUUAAGUCCUGGAGCCGGAACUCUAUUGGGGAUGUUCAUUUAAGGGUUAAAGCUUCUAAACAGACUUUAGAUGCGGUUCAGGAGGAGAUUUCAAGAUUUGGCCCUACAGAGGACAGAUUCUCACGGGAAGACCUGGCCCAUGCAAGGUUUUUAUCUGAUCUUUCUUUGCAAGCUACUUUCCUUCUUGAUCAAUCCCGUAUCCGAUGGUUAAAAGAUGGGGACAGAAAUACCUCUUUUCUUCACAAUAUGGUCAAAAUCAGACGCUUAAACAAAUCGAUCACUUCGCUUUUGGUGAAUCAAGAGGUCAUCAAUGAUGCUUCAGCCAUUGAAGCGCAUGUCGUUCAACACUUUGAUUUAUCUUUCACAAGGGAUACUAACAUAGUGAACACAGGCAUGGUGGAGCGGCUCAUUCCUAAUCUUGUGACUGAGGCUGACAAUGUAGCUCUGCUUUCUAUUCCUACUGGUCAGGAGAUCUUUGAUACUGUCAGAGGCAUGGAUGAGUUCAGUGCUCCGGGGCCUGAUCGUUUCAAUGGUAGUUUUUUCACUUUCUGCUGGCCUGUGGUGGGGCCUGAUGUGGUUUCAGUAGUUCAAGCCUUCUUUCAAAAUGGUUUCAUCAUGCCACACUUUAAUUCAAAUGUUAUUAUUCUUAUUCCCAAGCUGGAGGAGUCCGAAAGCAUUUCUGAUUUCAGGCCUAUUGCCCUAGCCAACUUUGGGUUUAAAAUUAUCACAAAAAUAUUGGCUGAUCGUUUGGGUUCUGUUGCUGCUCGGAUACUCUCUCCAAACCAAAGUGCGUUUAUUAAAGGGCGUACUAUUGUUGAUCCUAUCUCCCAAACCUCAGAGUGUAUGAAUAUGCUGGACCGCAGCUGCAAGUAUGGUAAUGUAGCAAUCAAAUUGGACAUUCGCAAAGCCUUUGAUACUCUGGAUUGGAGCUUCUUAUUGAGAGUUCUAAGGUCUUUUGGUUUCAGCUCUACUUUUGUCGGGUACGUUCAAAAUAUUCUAAAUUUUGCCUUCCUUUCUGUAAGUGUUAAUGGCAAGACUUGUGGUUAUUUUAACUGUUCACGGGGAGUCCGUCAGGGGGACCCCCUUUCACCACUGCUUUUUUGCCUUGCAGAGGAGGUCCUGAGUAGGGGCAUUGACAAUUUGGUUGCGCAUAAUAAAAUUAAGCGCAUAUCAGCCCCUCUGGGAGUUACCCCUCCUUCACAUGUUCUUUUUGCAGACGAUGUCAUGAUUUUUCUACAGGGAGGUUCAAGGCAUUUAAAAAAUUUAAUGUCAUUCAUGGAGGAGUAUGCCAUGAAUUCGGGUCAAGUUGUGAACAAGGCAAAGUCCAGUGUCUAUCUGGGUAAAUUUGCGAUUCCAAUACAACGUCGUAUCAAAAGAAUUCUGGGGGUGAAUAUUGGCAGUCUUCCAUUUACCUACCUGGGGGUACCAAUUUUUAUUGGCAGGGCCAAAUCUGAAUAUUUCCUCCCCAUUGCUGACAAAAUCAGAUGUAAGUUGAGCUCUUGGAAAGGUAAGCAGCUUUCACAGGCAGGUAGGUUGCAACUGAUUUCUUCGGUUAUUCAAAGUCACCUCAUUUACAGUUUCCAAAUUUAUGAGUGGCCACGUGAGUUACUGUUGAAGGUGCAGCGUUGGACUCGUAAUUUUUUCUGGAAUGGGGAUCCUUUGAAAGAUGGUCAUGCUUUGGUGGCCUGGAAAACUUGCUGUAGACUCAAGGAAGAAGGUGGAUUGGGAUUGAAAAACUUAUUUGCACUGAACAAAUCCUUGCUUCUGAAGAGGUGUUGGGAGGUAGUUGAGAGAGGGUCACCUUCUGCUUUGUUAUUGCAUGAAAGAUUCCUCACAGAUGGGCUUCAAUGCAUCACUUCCUACAAAAAGUCAUCCAUUUGGCUCGGUCUCAAGAAAUUAUGGCCCUCACUAAUUGCAAACCUGCAAUGGGUAGUUGGGGAUGGUACCGUGGUGCGGUUAUGGAAGGAUAAUUGGCUGGGUUAUGUGCUUUUAGAGUCUACCAAUUGUGACCCUUUGUUUCAUCCUUUUCUUAAUGACAAAGUGUGUGAUUUUAUUGAAAAUAGUGAGUGGAAAAUUCCAUGGAGUUUUAAGAGGUCUUUCCCUGAGGUGGCUAACGACAUUUCGGUUUUGCCAAUCCCAUCUGAAGAGUGCAUUGAUAGACCGGUAUGGGCUACUGAAAGUUCAGGUACUCUCACCACCAAGGCAGCUUAUGAUUUUCUUUCUAUGCAGCAGCCUAGGCCAACUUGGGCUAAAACAAUUUGGCACCCUGCUAUUCAGCCCCGUAAGAGUUUAGUAGCCUGGAAAAUUAUGCUGGGAAAGAUUCCAACUGAUGUGCAAAUGCAGCGACGAGGCAGGGUCCUUUGCUCUCGGUGCCACUUAUGCACGGCGGCGACAGAAUCGCUGCAUCACCUUUUUGUGAACUGUUCAGCAGCUGCUGGAAUAUGGGAUUGGAUCUUCCCACUAUUCAGGCUUCACUUCAAUCCAGCCUAUGAGACCAGGGAGUUUUUUCAUGAGAAUUUAAUUUCUACCUUCUCUGUCUCCACUAAGCUGCUAUGGUUUUUAUCAGUUUGCAAUAUUUUUUGGUGUGUCUGGACUGAGAGAAAUAGUCUCAAGCAUGAUGGGGGGGUUUUCGAGCCCAACAGGUUUAAACAAAAGGUGAUUCUUUCAAUUGGUGAAUCUGCUAGAUUAAUCUUUAGCUCUUCCUCUGUUCCACAAUCUGUUCCAAUUUUUGGGUUUUUAGGUUUGUCUCAACUGCGGCCUACGGCUCCAAAAAUUAUCCAGGUAAUGUGGUACCCCCCUCCUCCUCUUUGGGUUAAAGUAAAUACAGAUGGAUCAUACCAUGAUCAGCUUCAGGCAGGGUGUGGAGGUGUUUUUAGGGGUCGUGAGGCAUCCUUUUUAGGUGCUUUUACUAAAAAGGUAAUUGUCCCUUGUGCUCUUGACGCAGAGUUGAUUGCUGUAAUUGAGGCGAUUCGCCUGGCUUGUUUGAAAGGGUGGUUGAAUUUGUGGGUGGAGGUGGAUUCUUUGAUACUGCUCAGUUUUGUUAAUGAUCCUCUUAAGGUUCCUUGGCGUCUGCGCACACAAUGGAGGAACUGUUUGCAUUUGUCUAGACAGUUGAAUAUUCAUUUUUCACACAUAUAUAGGGAGGGGAAUUCAGUGGCUGAUAAGCUUGCUAAUUAUGGAGCCUUGCAUGGAGAUUUUGUCUGGUGGGAGGUGGUGCCUCAGUUCCUGCAUUCGGCUCUGGGUGGUGAUUUCUCUGGUCGCCCAUCAUAUCGAUUUGCUUAA